GGUGAGAACAAUUUUAUAAUUUAUUCAUUACAAGUGAAAGAGAGUAAUUUGACUAAUAGGGUUUAUUUUGUGCUACACUAAAACCCUCUUUGCUUUACACUACAGUCACAGUGCCCCUCUCUUUUUGAUUUGCUCUUCUUCCAUUCUGGUUCUGCUUCUCAGUGCUCCCCUCUCAAAGUUUUCUUUUUUCCCCCCUAUUAUAGUCUAUAGAGGUUUCCAACGCUUGAUCGAGGACAUGGCGGCUGUCACGGAAUUUGGGGUGUCUCAAUUCUUGCAGGGUACCUCCAGGCAAACUUUGUUUCUGAAAAAGAGGUCUCAGAGACGAAGUCAUAUGUUAUGGGGUAAGCUUUGGAAUCGGAAUUGGGUUCUGGGAUCAUCUUCAAGAGCUUUGCCUUUAAGGUGCCAGGCUCAAGAAAAUCCUAAAGCUGUGGUUUCUGGUGGUGUGAGCAGUUCAGUAGAAGAGCAACCGGGUUUGGUUGAGAAGUCUGCCUCAGAAGUUGUUCAUUUGUAUCGUGUCCCGUUUAUGCAAGAUAGUGCAGCUGCUGAGCUUCUAAAGGAGGCUCAAGUGAAAAUCUCUAAUCAGAUUGUGGAAAUACAGACGGAGCAAUGCUAUAAUAUUGGCCUUGGUUCACAACUUUCAAGUAAAAAGUUUUCAGUUCUUAAAUGGCUUCUUCAAGAAACGUUUGAGCCUGAGAAUCUGGGAACCGAGAGCUUUCUCCAGAAGAAGAGGAAGCAGGGUUUGGUUCCAGUUAUCGUCGAGGUUGGCCCCAGGUUGUCAUUUACCACAGCAUGGUCUACUAAUGCUGUGGCAAUUUGCCAAGCCUGUGGUUUGACGGAAGUGAACCGUUUGGAACGGUCAAGGAGGUACUUGUUGUUCACCACAAGUGAACUGCAAGAUCAUCAAAUCAAUGAGUUUGCAUCAAUGGUGCAUGAUAGGAUGACUGAAUGUGUUUACGCUCAGAAACUAACAUCCUUUGAGACCAGUGUAGUUCCAGAAGAAAUUCGUUAUAUACCUGUCAUGGAGAGGGGACGAAAGGCAUUAGAAGAGAUUAAUCUGGAGAUGGGUUUUGCCUUUGAUGACCAGGAUUUGGAAUUCUACACCAAACUCUUCAGGGAAGACAUUAAGCGCAAUCCAACAAAUGUGGAGUUGUUUGAUAUUGCGCAGUCCAACAGUGAGCACAGCAGACACUGGUUUUUUUCUGGAAAGAUUUUCAUUGAUGGACAGCUUAUGAGUAGAACUCUUAUGCAAAUUGUGAAAAGUACUCUACAGGCAAAUCCAAAUAACUCAGUUAUUGGCUUUAAGGAUAACUCGAGUGCAAUAAGAGGUUUCCCAGUAAAGCAGCUCCGACCAGUUCAGCCUGGUUCAGUAUGCCCGUUAGAUGUUGCAGCACAUGAGCUAGAUAUCUUGUUUACUGCUGAAACACAUAAUUUUCCAUGUGCAGUGGCACCUUAUCCUGGUGCAGAGACUGGUGCAGGAGGUCGAAUUAGAGAUACACAUGCUACAGGAAGGGGGUCAUUUGUCCAGGCAGCUACAGCUGGUUAUUGUGUUGGGAAUCUCAACACUGCAGGCUUUUAUGCUCCAUGGGAAGAUCCCUCCUUUACUUAUCCAUCAAAUUUGGCAUCACCUUUACAGAUUCUUAUAGAUUCUAGUAAUGGUGCAUCUGACUAUGGGAACAAAUUCGGAGAGCCAUUGAUCCAGGGUUUCUGCAGAACAUUUGGAAUGAGACUUCCUAGUGGGGAUAGGCGAGAAUGGUUGAAGCCAAUCAUGUUUAGUGCAGGCAUUGGACAGAUUGACCACCUUCAUAUAUCAAAGGGAGAGCCUGACAUUGGUAUGCUGGUUGUUAAGAUUGGAGGUCCGGCUUAUCGUAUUGGUAUGGGAGGUGGGGCAGCCUCAAGCAUGGUCAGUGGGCAGAAUGAUGCGGAGCUUGAUUUCAAUGCUGUGCAACGUGGGGAUGCUGAAAUGGCUCAAAAACUAUACCGUCUUGUUCGUGCCUGUAUUGAGAUGGGGGAGAAAAAUCCUAUUAUUAGCAUUCAUGACCAGGGUGCUGGUGGGAACUGCAAUGUUGUAAAGGAAAUUAUAUAUCCAAAAGGUGCUGAGAUAGAUGUCCGAGCAAUUGUGGUUGGUGAUCAUACAAUGUCUGUUCUAGAAAUUUGGGGUGCAGAGUAUCAGGAGCAGGAUGCAAUCUUGGUGAAGCCUGAGAGUCAUGAUAUCCUUAAAUCGAUCUGUAGUAGGGAGAAAGUUUCAAUGGCUGUUAUUGGAACUAUUAGUGGUGAUGGACGUGUUGUUUUAGUUGAUAGUUCAGCAACUCAGAAGUGUAUUUCUAAUGGACUCCCCCCACCUGCCCCUGCUGUGGAUCUUGAACUGGAGAAAGUCCUUGGUGACAUGCCUAAGAAAUCAUUUAAAUUUAAUCGGGUUGUUUAUGAGCGGGAGCCACUAGAUCUUGCCCCUGGUGUUGCGGUGAUAGAUUCUCUGAAGAGGGUAUUGAGUUUACCAUCUGUCUGUUCAAAACGCUUCUUAACAACAAAAGUUGAUAGGUGUGUUACUGGUCUAGUGGCACAGCAGCAGACUGUUGGUCCGUUGCAGAUUCCUCUAGCUGAUGUUGCUGUUACAGCUCAAACUUUUGCUGAUGUGACUGGAGGUGCUUGUGCCAUUGGGGAACAACCAAUCAAAGGUCUUUUAGACCCCAAAGCAAUGGCUCGGUUGGCUGUUGGAGAAGCACUGACAAAUCUUGUAUGGGCAAAGGUAACUUCUCUUUCUGAUGUCAAGGCUAGUGGUAAUUGGAUGUAUGCUGCCAAGCUUGAUGGGGAAGGAGCUGAUAUGUAUGAUGCUGCCAUAUCUUUAUCUGAAGCAAUGAUUGAACUUGGCAUUGCUAUUGAUGGAGGGAAAGACAGUCUUUCUAUGGCAGCCCAUGCUGAAAAUGAAGUUGUUAAGGCCCCAGGUAACCUUGUCAUCAGUGUUUAUGUUACAUGUCCUGAUAUAACAAAAACAGUAACUCCAGAUUUAAAAUUAAAGGACGAUGGUAUUUUGCUUCAUAUUGAUUUGUCAAAGGGUAAGAGGCGAUUAGGUGGAUCUGCUCUUGCCCAAGCAUUUGACCAAGUUGGGGAUGAGUGUCCUGAUCUUGAUGAUGUUCCUUACCUUAAAAAGGUCUUUGAAGGUGUUCAAGACCUUCUUACUGAUGAACUGAUCUCUGCUGGUCAUGACAUCAGUGAUGGUGGGCUGCUAGUUUGUGCCUUAGAGAUGGCAUUUGCCGGAAAUUGUGGACUUGAUUUGGAUUUGACAUCACAAGGUAAUAGCCUUUUCCAAACACUCUAUGCUGAAGAGCUUGGGCUAGUUCUUGAGGUAAGCAAGAAAAAUCUGGCUUUGGUAAUGGAUAAAUUGAAAAAUGUGGGUGUUUCUGCUGAAGUCAUAGGUCAAGUAACUGCCAAUCCAUUGAUAGAAGUUAAGGUUGAUGGGGUGUCUCACCUAAGUGAGAAAACUAGCAUCCUUAGGGAUAUGUGGGAAGAUACCAGUUUUCAGCUGGAGAAGUUCCAAAGAUUGGCAUCUUGUGUGGAUAUGGAGAGAGAAGGGCUAAAACAUCGAUAUGAGCCCUCGUGGCAACUGUCCUUUACUCCUUCCUUUACUGAUGGAAAGCUUAUGGCUGCAGCUGUUAAACCUAAAGUGGCUGUGAUUAGAGAAGAAGGGAGCAAUGGAGACAGAGAAAUGGCUGCAGCAUUUUAUGCUGCUGGUUUUGAACCAUGGGAUAUCACUAUGUCAGACCUUCUUAAUGGAAAGGUCUCUUUGCAAGAGUUUCGUGGGAUUGUUUUUGUUGGAGGGUUUAGCUAUGCUGAUGUGCUGGAUUCAGCAAAAGGCUGGUCUGCUUGCAUUAGAUUCAAUGAGCCCGUUUUACAACAAUUUCAGGAGUUUUACAAGCGUCCAGACACUUUCAGUCUAGGUGUAUGCAAUGGAUGCCAGUUAAUGGCUUUGUUGGGAUGGGUACCAGGCCCACAAGUUGGGGGUGUACACGGUGCUGGUGGUGACCUAUCACAACCGAGGUUCAUUCAUAAUGAGUCAGGGCGGUUUGAGUGCCGCUUUACAAGUGUGACCAUAAAGGACUCACCGGCUAUAAUGUUCAAAGGUAUGGCAGGUAGCACUUUGGGUAUUUGGGCUGCUCAUGGUGAGGGAAGAGCUUAUUUCCCUGAUGAAGGUGUGUUGGACCGUAUAGUUCAUUCUGAGUUAGCUCCUAUACGAUAUUGUGAUGAUGCUGGGAAUCUGACUGAGGCCUACCCUUUCAAUGUGAAUGGCUCACCUCUAGGGGUAGCAGCUAUUUGUUCCCCAGAUGGAAGACAUCUUGCCAUGAUGCCUCAUCCAGAGCGUUGCUUCUUAAUGUGGCAGUUCCCAUGGUAUCCUAAGCAGUGGGACGUGGACAAGAAGGGGCCUAGUCCUUGGUUGCGCAUGUUCCAGAAUGCAAGAGAGUGGUGUUCCUGAGAUGUUCAAAUGUUUUUCAUUUUUAUUUUUUUUCUUUCUUUCCAUGAAGCACUUUUGCUUGCUUUAGUUUAUGACUUGUCCAUCUCCUCCUUCAAUAAUUAAUGAACCGGUUACUCAACAACAUAGUGCAAUAUUGAAGUAACAAGUUUAAAGGACUUAUAUUUUCUACAUUGGUGAAACUCUACUUUAUUGUAAGAUAUUCAGCUUUCAAUCAAGUGGAAAGAUCGAGAAUUUUCAAUA
Molecule: messenger RNA, 4705 nt
Organism: Cajanus cajan (pigeon pea)
Lineage: Eukaryota; Viridiplantae; Streptophyta; Magnoliopsida; Fabales; Fabaceae
Source: RefSeq, a predicted model, not a curated record